CGCUUAAUCCAUUGAAGCAAACCAUUGGCAACUUGAGAGGCAACUUGAGAGAGAGAGAGAGGUGGAAGAGAGAUGGAGGCGACGGCCGUGAGCUUGGCGAGGUCCGUGCUGGACGGCGUCCUGAAAAGCGCCGGCACCGCCGUCGCCGACGAGGUGGCGCGCCUGGCCGGCGUGCCCAAGGAGGUGGAGUUCAUCCGCAACGAGCUGGAGAUGAUGCGGUCCUUCCUCAAGGUGGCCUCGGCCCAUCCCGAGGCCGCCGUGCGCAACGACACCGUGAGGACGUGGGUGAAGCAGGUGCGCGACCUCGCGUACGACGUUGAGGACUGCCUCCUCGACUUUGCGCUCUACGCGGACAGGGCCUCGUCGUCGCGGGCCGGCUACUGGCUCGCCCCGGGCGCCGUCGCCGCACGCCGCCGCAUCGCGGCUCGGAUCCGGGACCUCAAGGCCCGCGUCGAGGAGCUGAACCAGCGCAACCUGCGUUAUCACGUCGUGGUGGGCAGCCCCGCUGCGCCCCGCGGCGGCGAGGAGCAGCCGCCCGUGCUCCCGGACCACGACGCGCAGUCGGCCGAGCUCGCGUUCCAGGCUUCGGCGGACGUCGUCGGCCGGGGCCGCGAGAAGGCGCAGCUGACAGAGCUCAUCUCCGGCAGCAACGGCGCGGUGGUCGUGGUGUCGGUGUGGGGGAUGGGCGGCAUGGGGAAGUCGUCGCUGGUGCGCAUGGUGCACAACGACCCGGUGCUCCUCGACGAGUUCGACUGCGGCGCGUGGAUCACCGUGCCGCACCCGCUCGACGGCGCCGAGGUGUUCCGGCGGCGGCUGAGGAAGGAGCUCGGCCUGGCGCGCGACCAGAGCGUCCCGGAGUACCUCCAGGAGAAGCGGUACCUGGUCAUCGUCGACGACCUCCAUAGCCAGGAGGAAUGGGAAAAUAUCUGCCAGGUCUUUCACCAUCAGUUGGAAAACCGCAAGGGCAGCCGCAUCAUCGUGACGACGCGGAGGGAGGACGUCGCCCGGCACUGCGCGGGGCAUGUGGCGGGGUGGGAUGGGCAUGUCUACGAGCUCAAGCCAUUGCGGGAUGGCGAGUCCAUGGAUCUCCUCUGCCAGAAGGUCUACAAGACAACUGAUUAUGUUUGUCCGACGGACAUGGAGGAUCAAGCCAGGCGUAUCUUGAGGAGAUGUCAUGGGCUUCCACUUGCCAUAUCUACAAUCGGAGGUCUCCUAGCCAACAGGCCAAAAACAAGCAUAGAAUGGAGGAACCUGCAUGAACACCUUGGAGCAGAGCUGGAAUCUGACCUCCGCAAUAUCAGAAAAGUGAUCGUUUCAAGUUAUGAUGGCUUGCCUUAUCACUUGAAAUCGAUUUUCCUGUACCUCAGUAUCUUCCCUGAGAACCAUGAGAUCAGACGCACUCGCUUACUUAGGCGGUGGAUGGCAGAAGGCCACAUAGCAAAGAACCGUGACAUGCCCGUGGAGGACGUAGGAGAGCGUUUCUACAGUGAGCUCAUUAACAGAAGCAUGAUCCAACCUUCCAAGGCCAACCCUGGAGUUAGAGCUGAUCGCUGCCGGGUUCAUAGCAUUUUGCUGCAGAUCAUACUGUCCAAAUCCAUUGAGGAGAACCAACUACUCCUCAUCGAGAAGCAAUCCAAUGGUGUUCCACAAAGUAAGAUACGCCACCUGGUGGUAUCCAGAUGGAAGAGGAAAGAUGAGAAGCUGCAAAACAUAAAUCCAUCAUACAUUCGAUCUUUGACAAUCUUUGGGGAAUGCCCUGCAUCUCUCAUCUCUCCAAAAAUGCGGCUGUUGCGAGUGUUGGACCUGGAGGACACAAGCAAUCUGAAAAAUGAUGACCUCGCACACAUAGGGGAGUUACAUCACCUAAGGUAUCUCUGCCUUCGAGGAACAGACAUUUCCAAACUUCCAUAUUCCUUGCAGAACCUUCGAUAUCUGGAGACAUUAGACAUCGAGGAUACACAUGUGAGAGAACUUCCUAGUGGCGUUGCCAAACUUGAGAAGCUGCAUUAUCUUCUUUCUGGCGUCAGCUUCACGAAAGAUUUGCUGCAGAAGAUGGGGGAGUCAGGCAAGGUCAGCUAUAAAACAAGCCUUUCCGGGAACAUAGGAGCCUGUCUAUGCUGCAACAGAAGUGAGUGCUGCAAGGUUUUCAACGUGGACCAAUUCAGUGUAAGAGUUCCUGAAGGUAUCGAGAAGUUAAAGAACUUGCACAUGUUGGGGUUGAUCAAUGUUGGCAGAGGCAAUGGUGUGGCAGGGAGGCUCAAGAAUUUGACGAACUUGACGAAUUUGCGAAGGUUAGGGGUCACAGGGCUUUCCGAGAAAGAAGGGCAGGAGCUGUGUGAAUCAAUAGGUGAGCUCAAACGAUUGCAACGCCUUGAAGUGCGCUCUGAUUCACUUAAAUUUCUUACCAGAAUGGAUCAAGAAGCACCAAAUCCGCCCAGAAUGCUAAGGCGUUUAGUUUCACUGAGGCUGUGUGGUGAUCUCAGCAAUAUGCCUAAGUGGAUCAGUUCACUUAAUGAUCUAGCUAAGGUGAAGCUGCUGGGGACACGACUGAAGCAGGGAGACAUUGAACACCUUCAGAACUUGCGUAAUCUGGCUUUGUUAGGUCUGUGGGAGAACUCCUACAUGGACAAGUUGUUACAUUUCUGCUCCGGUACAUUCCCAAAACUCAAGUUCCUUGACAUUGACGGGCUAAAGGAGAUUGAAACAGUGACAAUUGUGAAAGGUGCAAUGCCUGAGCUUGAACAACUUUGGGUUAACAAGUGCCCAUCACUUCAUGACGACAGCUCUGGCUUGUCCGGAGUGCCACACCUUCUGAAGCUGAAUGAACUUCUUCUGAAGAAUUGUGGUGAGAAAGAGAAGCUGAUUAACACAUUGCAAGGACAAGUCAAUAGGCACAUCAGACGUCCCAAAUUCCUCAUUGGCAAGUCGAUUGCACCAACCAGUCCGACGAAGGGUACAAUCACAACAAUAGAACAGUGAAGAUGAAGGUUGGAGGUCCUUGGAGGAU
Panicum hallii is the source of this 3007-nucleotide messenger RNA. RefSeq names its product disease resistance protein RPM1-like. The record is from RefSeq and is a predicted model, not a curated record. Gene Ontology annotation, biological process: defense response to other organism. Lineage: Eukaryota; Viridiplantae; Streptophyta; Magnoliopsida; Poales; Poaceae. Gene Ontology annotation, molecular function: ADP binding. The transcript has 2 exons. Bases 73 to 2979 code for a protein of 968 amino acids.